Messenger RNA from Bufo bufo (common toad), 1570 nucleotides. RefSeq names its product growth differentiation factor 15 (gene GDF15). Bases 44 to 1144 code for a protein of 366 amino acids. The record is from RefSeq and is a predicted model, not a curated record. NCBI's taxonomy places the organism in Eukaryota, Metazoa, Chordata, Amphibia, Anura, Bufonidae. Gene Ontology annotation, cellular component: extracellular region. The transcript is spliced from 2 exons. Gene Ontology annotation, molecular function: growth factor activity; cytokine activity. Gene Ontology annotation, biological process: SMAD protein signal transduction.
GCUAAACCAGCCUCGCACUGUGACACUGUGCUAUAGGCACACAAUGCAGAGAUCUCUGUGGAAGGUCAGGUGUGCUACUCUCUGCUUCGCUCUCCUAUCCAUCACUGGGGUCCAGCUCAAGCCUUUGUAUGAGCAGGAAAGAAUGAUUCAGCUUGAAGCAGUAAAGAAGAGCAUUUUGGAUCGUCUGGGCUUACACAAACCUCCUGUCAUUGGGGAGAAACUGGACAGAGAGGAACUGAGCAAAAUGCAUUUGUUAUACCAGGAGAAGUUAAUGGAGCUCAGAGGAAAUCUAACCAAAGAUGAGACUUCAGAACGGAGAGUGCAUAUACUAACACCAAAACUAGAGCGUAGCUCAAAGAAAUGUGAUCUGCAGAAAAGCAGCAGUCAUCGUUACAACCUGGUCUUCUCUAGGACUCAGAAAUUCCAUCACAGGCUAAACGUCAUGAGAGCUGAGCUCAAGCUAUGUAAACACAUCUUGGCUGGAUUGCGACCUGCAGCAGCUAACUCGACUUCGAAAGCUAUGGUGAACAUUUAUAAAGUUGUAGAAUCAAGGUAUGCCUAUGGAGGGCAAGAGCAUAAAUUGCUUGAUUCUAAACCAGUAGACAAAGACACAUUGACAUUAAACGUUAAUUCUGCUGUGCAGCAGUGGUUGGCAAGUUCAGAGAAAUGCCUCCGACUGGAGCUAGUAAUCAUGCCGAACACCCCUUUUUUGAGUGGUGGCAGCAAACAAAUAGAAGCAAAUGAUGCACUGGUGUUAGAAGUGGAGACUCAGGAAAAAACACACUUCAGAACAAGAAAAGGAAGAUCUCUUGCUGCAGAUGAGGACUGCAAAAAGAGUGAGAAGAAGUGCUGUCGUAAGUCCUUGUUGGUGUCUUUUGAACAGAUUGGCUGGAGUGAUUGGAUUGUACAUCCAUCCACCUAUGAAAUGCGGUUUUGCGAUGGAUCUUGUCCACACAACUACAAGCCAGCAAGCAUGCAUGCUCAAAUAAAAUACAGAAUGCAUCACAUUAAUGGAGAUACUCCAGCCCCUUGUUGUGUUCCUGGCAGCUAUGAUCCUAUGGUACUCAUGCAUUACAAUGCUGAGCGCAAAUUGGUCUUUACAGUCUUUGAGGAUAUGAUUGUUAGAAAGUGCCACUGUGCCUAAAGAGGAAAUGAGUCAAGGCUUUUAUUCUGAUGGUGCAAAUUAUCCCAUGCCAUAGAGAUUGUAUCUUUGGAAAUUGCAUCCGAUGCAUCUAAUUAAACACCUCAUGUUUACAUAUCUUUUUAAUCCACCGAAAGCAGUGGAAUGCUGAAGGCCAACAACCUGUGCUACUAUAUGCAGUCGACACAUGGGAUCUGAGCAUGUAAUCUUUCUGGCUCAUAUUAACCAUGGGGCUAUCAUUCAGAAUUAAAAUGGGUGUUAUAUUUAAAUUCUGCAGCGGCAAUACCCUAGAAGGGCAAUUCACAGAUGUUAUGUGCAAAAAUGAUAAUUAUUAGUUAUCCUUGCUGUUUUCCCAAUUAAUUAAUUAAUCUGAGAUGUCAUUAUCAUGAAAUACAUGCAGGAUGAAUAUAGAAUAUCAGACACGUUUUA